Molecule: messenger RNA, 519 nt
Organism: Botrytis sinoallii
Lineage: Eukaryota; Fungi; Ascomycota; Leotiomycetes; Helotiales; Sclerotiniaceae
Exons: 1
Coding region: 1-519 (172 amino acids)
Biological process (GO): recombinational repair
Cellular component (GO): nucleus
Molecular function (GO): 3'-5' DNA helicase activity; hydrolase activity; DNA binding
Source: RefSeq, a predicted model, not a curated record
AUGUUGAAAGAGCUUAUGACUCAGGCUGCAGACUUCCAAGAGCUUAUAUCCAAUGGUUAUGAGGAUGAAUCGCUCCCUCAAAUCGAUGGUUUGAAACAAGAAGAUGCUUCCGAUUCCCUCUCUCGAUUUUUAGCCAAUGUAGCAUUGGCUUCGGAAGUAACGAAGGAGGAAGACAAAACACAUAACACACCUCAAGUCACAAUAUCUACCAUACAUGCUGCUAAAGGUCUAGAAUGGCCAAUAGUCUUCAUUCCUGGUGCAUAUCAAGGCAGUAUACCACACUCUAGAGCAGAAGACACUGACGAAGAACGAAGAUUGUUAUAUGUAGCUAUGACCCGAGCUAAGGCUUUACUUAAACAUGAGUUGUCCCCUCAAAAACUCAUUGCAAGAGUUGACAACGACUUGUCCCUUUCUCUCUGCCCGUGGCCUCAGAGCACAUUUAGACUACAAGGGCCCUUCGUUACGUUCAAAUACAGUUCAGUGCCUGGCUCAGAUCCUCCGGCGACCGUUUCCGACUAG